UGCCGUAUAAACUCGUCAAACCUACACCAGGAUUUUGUGUUAAAACUUUCAUGAAACCUGACAAUAAGAAGAUAUUUGUAAACAUCUGCUUAACUGAUGCUAUACCAUGCCCUAGAGAUAUAACUAAUGAAGAGCUAAUGAAAAUUUUGAAUUCGGAAGAUCCUUCCAGUUACAGAGUACCAAUGAGCAUAGGUGAAGGACGUACAGAACUAGACAAAUCUGGAGCACCCGCAACUGUAUAUGAUGUUGCCAUAAAUCCAAAGUUCUUUACUAAAAUUGAAAAUGAUGAUCUGUUUCAUACAUUUUUUCUCACUGUAGUCUUUGAAGGGUUGCAGGAUAAAUACCAAUUUGAACUAGAUUCACAGAAAUACUCUGUUCUUAAAAAUAGAAAAUCUAUUGGUACACUGCAAUCUCAUAGGAUUCAAAUUAGGGAUAUAAAAACUUCAGAAUCACCAACAAAUAAACCGUUAAUUGAAGAGAUUGAUAGACCAUUUGAACAGAAAAAGAUAAAAGAACCCGCAAAGGUGGAGAACAUAAAGAAGGAAAUUGUUUACCGAUUGAGAAGAGAGCCACCUACUGGUGAAAUUGAUUAUCUGUUGGCUGAAUUUAAAAUACCUGCUACUUUAGAAUUGAAAGACCUACACUUGGAAGUUGGUGAGGACAGACUCGUGUUAGACUCAAAAGGUCACUAUGAACUAAUUGAUUUCUAUCUUCCGUGCAGUGUAGACCAAGAUAUUAUUGAAGCUAAAUUGAAUAGGAAUUAUGAUUUAUUAUCUGUGAAAAUGCCAGCAAUCCAUUAAACAAUUGUAAUUAAAUGGGAGUCCACUAAAGUUUGAACAUCUUUGAAGGCACAUAGUUGAAAUAUUCCUUAAUUCUAUGAAAAUGUUAAAAAUCUUUCAAGAGAGUAGUAAAUUUCUUAUAUUGAAUAAAACUAUUGUUAUGAGC
Messenger RNA from Papilio xuthus (Asian swallowtail), 945 nucleotides. RefSeq names its product PIH1 domain-containing protein 1. Bases 51 to 800 code for a protein of 249 amino acids. The record is from RefSeq and is a predicted model, not a curated record. Gene Ontology annotation, biological process: box C/D snoRNP assembly; rRNA processing. The transcript is spliced from 4 exons. Gene Ontology annotation, cellular component: cytoplasm; ribonucleoprotein complex; R2TP complex. NCBI's taxonomy places the organism in Eukaryota, Metazoa, Arthropoda, Insecta, Lepidoptera, Papilionidae.